Messenger RNA from Cylicocyclus nassatus, 3240 nucleotides. The record is from the annotation of a GenBank genome assembly. Lineage: Eukaryota; Metazoa; Nematoda; Chromadorea; Rhabditida; Strongylidae.
AUGGGAGAUGGCCUCAAGAUUACUCGUGGAGUCCUCCUAAACCAUUUCCUUCAUAAGCUUCAUUUGUUCCUUUCUAUGCGAAAUCAUUCCGCUAAUAUAGUGCGUUUUUUGACGCAGCCGAAUGAUACUGUAAUUGAAAACAGUGUGUACCGACAGCUACUGCAAAUCGAUCCACGGCAACUCUUAUCAGCUGCUUCGUUGUUGUUGAUUUUUGUUGUUCUUAUGUCUCAAUACAGCUUCUUGGCUGUACCCCUCAAGUCCACAAGUGAUGUGGAUUUGGUGAAACCACUCACAACAUAUAUCGAUACCGUCUUUAACACCUCAGAUGACAACAGAGCAGAAGUUGUUGAAGCUGUGCAAGAGUUGAAUAAGCUGAGGUCAAAGGCUUGUUGUCAACCACUGGAUAAGCAUCAAUCUGCUCUCGACAUAGUUCUUAGAUAUUAUGAUCAACUGGUUGCAAUCGAAAAUAAGAUCAUUAUCUCGGCUACCCAGAAUCCUGUCAUUUUCAAGUGGAAAGAUGCGUUUGACAAAGGCAGCCUCUUCUUCAGCAAGGCUUCACUUUCGAUAUCUGAUGGCUCAUUUGAAAGAGCAGCUGUGCUGUUUAACUGUGGUGCUUUGAUGUCGAAUAUAGCAGCUUCACAACCACUUCUUACUGAUGAGGAGAUGAAAACUGCAGCCAAGUUGUUCCAGCAAAGCGCUGGUGUCUUCGCACGCCUUAGAGACACCGUACUUGGGAUGGUACAUCAAGAUCCAACACCAGAUCUUCUACCUGAUACGUUAGCAGCUCUUAGUGCAAUUAUGUUAGCUCAAGCUCAGGAAGCAAUUUACAUAAAAGCUUACAAAGACAAAAUGAAACCCUCCGCACUUGUCAAGAUAUCUGCUCAAGUUGGUGAGUUCUACCAAGACGCACAAAAGGCCAUGAGCAGAGAUGCCGUGAAGGGCCUGUGGGAGAAAGAGUGGUCACACAUCGUAUCUGGAAAAGCUUUAGGAUUUCAAGCUAUCGCGCAAAUGCAUCAGGCUGACAUUAAUGCCGAAAAUCGCGAAAUGGGCGAGCAGUUGAGCAGACUUGGAGAAGCUGUGAGACUGUCCGAAAUGGCAGCUAAGUACCUUCCUCCAGGAUCUCUUGCCGAACAGUUCAAUGCGCUUAGCAAAUCGUAUACUGCAGCCAAAAAAGACAACGAUUUCAUCUAUCAUGAACGCAUAGCGGAUUUCCGCUCACUGCCACCUCUACCAAAGGCUGCUCUUGCAAAAGCUUUGCCAGUCACCUAUCCAAUGUCUCCCAGGUUCAAAGAUAUGUUUGCGAGCGUGGUGCCAGUCCAGGUUCACAAUGCCAUGCAGAGCUAUGAGAGCCGCAAAGCUGAACUGGUCAACAUUGAGACAGGAAGACUUCGAGAACAUACUCAGCUUAUGAACGGAAUCCUAGCCUCAUUGAAUUUACCUGCUGCUUUGGAUGAUGCAACCUCGAUGGACACACUUCCAGAAUCUAUCAAGCAGAAGUCAGCAAAGGUCAAACAAUCUGGUGGACUGAAUGAACUCACUCGUUUGUUUAGUGAAUUGCCUACCCUAUACAAACGAAACGAAGAAAUUUUGGAAGAGACAAAUCGGAUGCUUAACGAAGAGAAGGAGAGUGAUGAUAACCUAAGACGCCAGUUCGGAACGAAAUGGACGAGAAUGAGCAGCGAACAGUUGACAGGCCCUCUUGUUCAGGAGAUUGGUAAAUACCGUGGGAUUCUUCAUACUGCGUCGAACGCCGAUAAAAUGGUGAAGGAUAAGUUUGAAGCAAACAAACCGGCCAUAGAAAUGCUGAGCAAAAACGAGGUGGAACUACGAAGUUCUAUUCCGAGUCAGAGCCAGCAUGCUACGGAAGGUACCACUGAAGCUGUCGAGAAACUGAAGGCAUUGAUGAACCAAGUACAGGAGCUCAAAGUUCAACGGGAAAAGCUAGAGAAGGAAUUCAAAGACGUACGCUCUGACAUCGCUAAUGAUCUCCUGAAGGCCUUAGCUGAAAGUCAAAUUCUUAACGAAGAGCAGAUCUCAAAGGAGAAAAUUCAACAGAUCUACGGGCCUUUAAAAGAGAAAGUUGAGGCUAGUAUCAAACAACAGGAACACAUGAUGGCGGAGGUUCAGACCUGGAAUACGCGUUUCACUGGCGACAGAUCUGGUUCUGGAACGGGCGUCGAAAGGGAGCGCGUGCUCAAGAUGCUUGCUGCCGGACAUGACGCAUUCCUUGAGCUGAAAGGAAACUUGGAAGAAGGAACAAAGUUUUACAACGAUCUGACUCCAAUAUUAGUACGUCUGCAGCAAAAAGUCAGCGAUUUUGUAUUUGCUCGCCAAACUGAGAAGGAAGAUCUCAUGCGUCAAAUGCAACAAAAUAUCGUGUCGGGAGGAGGAUCAGGUGGAAAUGCCACCCCAGCUACCCCAGCUGCACCUCCUCCUCGCCCACCGCCACCUCGUACUCAAGUAGAGGCACCAGUGCCACCACCGAGAACGCAACAGAGUUUGCAAGCUCCGGGAACGCCUACAUCGGCUCCUGGAAUGACACCAACGCCUUCACAACAAAUGAUGCAUCCGGGCUAUUUCCAGCAGCCAGUGCCGUAUGGUCAGCCACAGCCAAACCUGUUCUAUCAGCCGCAGUACAAUCCAAACUUUGCGAAUCCCUAUCCAACGUUCCCGGGAGCUUUUCCAAAUUAUCAGCAAGUUUAUGGUCAAUUUCCACCUUCGCCACAACCGCAGAAUCCUUUCGCUUCGGGAUACAACACUCCACAACCUCAGCAGCAUCAGUAAGCAACCCUUUUGUCUCAUGUACAUGCCAUGCCAUCUUCUUUGGUAAUGUUCUUCAUUUUUCUAAUUGACAGUUUGAUGAAGUUUUUUGAUAAUAGUUUUGGAAAUACAUACAUUCCUCCGUUUGUUUCAUUUUUUUCAUGCUUCGUCAUAGCAGUGUGCAGUUCUGUUCGUUUCACUAUGCCGGUUUUAUUGAGGCCAGGUUACUUGUCUGCUCGAACCAUCAAAAUUGUAAAAAAAGACUGAGAGUAACUGCCUUUUGUGGACAGCUCUUUUGACUUCUUUGUAAACAAAUGUCAUUCGAAUCUUCUGUUUUAUUCUUUCUUACAACGUUGCUACUUUGUGAUACUCUUUUUUCUAAAUGAUUGCUUGUAGAAUGUCCGGUUACACGUGAGAUAAUAACGAAUGGACAAAGCACUAUCUUAUAUAGUUUGUACGCAAUAAAUGCUCUCAUUAUAA